This is a messenger RNA of Corythoichthys intestinalis (scribbled pipefish), 2598 nucleotides long. RefSeq names its product nuclear factor of kappa light polypeptide gene enhancer in B-cells inhibitor, zeta (gene nfkbiz). Gene Ontology annotation, molecular function: protein binding. The record is from RefSeq and is a predicted model, not a curated record. Bases 1065 to 2129 code for a protein of 354 amino acids. NCBI's taxonomy places the organism in Eukaryota, Metazoa, Chordata, Actinopteri, Syngnathiformes, Syngnathidae. Gene Ontology annotation, biological process: regulation of gene expression. The transcript has 8 exons. Gene Ontology annotation, cellular component: nucleus.
UUCAACACAGAGCGAAACAACAACACAAAAUAAUGUCUGACAAAAAAAAAAGAAAAAAAAGAGCCUUCUAGGGUUGUUGUUUUUUAACGCUAUAUACGUUCAUCAUCUGAUGUUGUUUGUGCAGCAAACUACAUGUUCACACGCUGCAUUGCUGCAGCUGUGCUUACACCGUAAGCACAAAUAUCCAUUCUAAAUGCAAAGUCUGAAUAUGAACUAUUCAUGAAUAUUAAUGCAGCUAUCAAUUAUUUUAGCAGGAAAUUAUCAAUUAAUUAGUUCGAAUAAUAGAGUACUCGGAUUGGGAACAUUUAAUGCGUUGCAGAAUACAUUUCAGGAGAUGUAAGACAAAAAAGCCUGCUAAAAUUGCACUUUCAAAAGAGCAUUAAAUGUUAAUACAAAAUAAAAUUCCUGAGUGUUUCUUCAAACUAUGCAGAAUUGCUCUUUCAUUUAAAAAUAAAAUACCUGAGCUUAGCCUCAAACAGUAUAUAAUAAAUAAAUGAGGAUCUAAGUACAACAAAAGAACAACUGGCUAACUUGCAUAGCAAAAGUCCGCUAGCUUAACUGCUAUAAAAUGUUAACAAUUUUUUUUACAAUGCUCUUAACAAAUUGUUCGAACCCAUAUUUCCACAAAAAAAUGCUAAAUAUACCUAUGAACUAAAUUACGAAUUUAUUAAAAAACAUUAGCUCUGUCAAAACCUUAGCUUAUGUUGGUCUUAACAGGGAUCAGCUGGAUUCAGCCAUGUUAAUUGAGUUUUGUCAUAUUCACUGUUGCCACUAGAGGGCAGUGUAUCAAAACAAACCAUUACGUCACUUUUAAUUAAAUGAAUACUCGAAGCAGCAAAAUUUGAUUCAAAGCUUUUUUUCUAAUGGAAUUACUCGAGUUAAUCGAUUAAUCGUUGCAGCACUAAUGAAAUUAAUUUGUAGGUUGAUAGGGGAAGUUGUAAUGUGUCUAAGUUGUCAAAUAAAAAACAAAAUGCAACUAAUUUGCUGUCAAGGACCAUUGUCUUUAAGUAAAGCACAUAUAUUAUAUUACAUUACAUUACAUUAUAUUAUAUUAUUUAAGAAGUAUGCGAGACGUGUGUGUCGUUUUUGAUAGGACAAUCUUCCGAGGCAUGUCUGAUGUUGCACACACAGAAGAAAAAAUGUUCAUUGGACGAAUACCAGGGAACAUGUUUACGUGCCUGCCUAAUCCUGAGCCAUUACCAGCUCCCCAGUGUAUGCCCACACUAUUUCAGUGGCAAAUUGAGCAGGAGAGACGUCGAUACGAAGGCGUGGCGCCCGAGUUGCUGAGCUUGCAGGACACAGAUGGCGACACAUGGCUUCACAUUGCUGUGGCUCAAGGCAAAAGGGCUUUGGCAUACAUGCUUGCUUCUAAGAUGGCAAACUCUGGCGCCUUAGAGAUCAAGGAGCACAAUGGACAGACGGCAUUUCAGAUCGCGGCGGCGGCCAAUCAGCACCUAAUUGUAGGCGACCUGCUCUGGCAUGGAGCCAACGUCAACACCAGAGACUCAUGGGGCCGCUCCCCUCUACACGUGUGCUCUGAGAAAGGAUUCUACCUUUGUCUACAGAGUAUCCAGGAAACUUUCUCGGCCUGUUCACACAUGAUCGAUACAGAAGUUUUCAAUUACGAUGGUCUUACACCGCUUCAUGUGGCAGUUUUGUCUCACAAUGCUGUUGAAAAUGAGUGGAGAAGACGAGCUCACACUUUUACCACGGACCUGUGCCAGUAUCAAUACCAGUACCAGAAAAUGAAACAAAUUUAUGUUCAAUGUGUGGAGACCCUGCUGAACAUGGGUGCCUCCUGCACUACAAAGGAUUUAAAAAGUGGUCGGACAUGUUUGCACAUGGCUGCCGAAGAGGCCAAUUGUCAACUGCUGAAUAUCUUCCUCAGGCAACCGUCUGCGUUGAACGUUGUGAACGACAAGACGUGCGGCGGCAACACAGCCCUGCACAUUGCCAGUUCCUUACAAAACAAUCCCAGUCAACUGGAAGCAGUGAUAAUGCUGAUGAUGGGAGGCGCUGACCCCACAGUCCGAAACUCGGAGAAUGAGCUGCCAUGGCAGCUGGCGCCUGGAGGACCCAUUGGUGAGAGGGUGCGUCAGAUCCUGGGAGGAAAAUAUGUUGAUGUUUAAAAGUACUCCAGAACAGAACACUGUCAGUCAGACGGUCUAUCUUGCAAAUAUUUGCCAUCAAAAGGCAGAUGUUGGUUGUUUCAGUGAAACAAAUCUUAACGUAACACUCAAUGAGCAAACACGUAAUACUAAUGUUUUUUUCUGUACUUAUAUGUGGUUUGAAGGGGUUUGAUGUUGUUUUUUCAUUUUAAAACUAGAGUACACUUCACAUUUUUGUCUUAAAAUUUGUGAGUCAAAACCAAAGGCGUAGGUUUGGUCUCAACAUUAGUAGGGAUAAUAUAACAGCAUAAUCCGUAUGUACACUUUUUGCUGGGGACGGGAUAUUAACAAAACCAGAUUAUUGAACGGGGGUCAGUGCCGCAUUUCUCACAAAUAUGUACCUAAUAAUGGAUAGGCAAAACUUUUAUGUGUAUUGGUUUAUGUGAAACAACGUUUGAUUCAAACCUUUGUUUUCAAUAAAUAUUAAAGA